Molecule: messenger RNA, 4346 nt
Organism: Danaus plexippus (monarch butterfly)
Lineage: Eukaryota; Metazoa; Arthropoda; Insecta; Lepidoptera; Nymphalidae
Gene: Myc
Product: myc proto-oncogene protein
Exons: 3
Coding region: 432-1520 (362 amino acids)
Biological process (GO): regulation of transcription by RNA polymerase II
Molecular function (GO): RNA polymerase II cis-regulatory region sequence-specific DNA binding; DNA-binding transcription factor activity, RNA polymerase II-specific; protein dimerization activity
Source: RefSeq, a predicted model, not a curated record
CGGUCACCGAAGCGCUCUAGUCGCUACUCGCUCGCUAACUCGCGCGUCGCAAAGUAGUCGUGUUCACGGCGCCACACGAAUAGCACGCGCGGCUCUUUUUAGAACCGGCCGGCACCCGAAUAAUGUUUCAGUGUUUAACAAGCUCAAUCGGAGAUCUCGGUCGAAGUACCGUAUUUAAUUUACACUGUAUAACCAACCGCAUAUUCUCAGUGAGUGUUACGCAGUGUGUAAGAAAAAAACUUUGUCGAAGAUACUGAAGAAUUUUGUGUAAAAUUGUGUAACUCGCCGGCAGAGACCGGUUAGCGUUUUGCACAAACUUUUCGACGGUGUGCGUGGAUACAUCGCGCGCAUCGUCCUUGUGAUAAGAGGGCCCUGUGAUAUCGACGCGUUCGUCUUAGCUUUAACACUAGUUAGGUAUUAGUUAUACAAAAAUGUCGCCCCCAAUAGACGCCCACAUACUGCAUUUGGACGCUUGGGAGAAUCUGGACCAAGAGUCCAUGGAAUUGACACACACUUCGGAAUUCUGGACCCAGGUCCAGUACGAAACGGACAGGCUCGAUCUGAUACCGCCGUCUGACCUCAGCAACCUACUGACGGACAGCGAGAGCGACUGGCGGAUAACUGAGACGCCGGAGGAACCCCACAAAGAUAACAUCGUGCACCACGACUGUAUGUGGGCCGGUUCCUGUAUAGACUCCGUACACCCCAGCAACACAUUCGUCAAGUCGGAACUGAUAUCGCCAUCGCCGGGCCAGAGUCUCCUGCGCCGGGACCAGUCCCCGCCGCGACCGGACACACCGCCCUCACUGGACGGCGACGAGCCCCCGCAGUUCCGGCACGCGGUGGACGUGGCCGGCACCGCCCUGAGGCUGCUGAGGGACUCCGCCGCCGUCGCAGCGGAUCACUCCUACACCCUCGCGCGACAGCACUUCGAUUGCCUCGGGGUUCAAACCCCUUCCGACUCCUGUGAAUCAGAGGAGGAAAUUGAUGUGGUAUCGUUGGGGACAUCCCAGCAGCCGCUGGCCUCAACGUCGCCCGUGAGAGUCGACUCGCUGCCCCGAGCACCUUCCGUUCAGGAGCGUCACCACAUACAGCGCACUGUGGAGAACGUUAUAACGAGACCCCCAGCCAGGAAACGGCUGGUGCCACCUACCAGCAUACCCACGGCCUCCGUGCCAAGGCGGAGGAGAGGUCCCGGCAGACGGGGGCGCUCCAACACAGACACGGACUCGGAGGCCGAGUCUCCGGAGAUCGAACGCAGAUCCAUACACAAUGAUAUGGAACGGUUGAGACGCAUCGGCCUAAAGAACCUCUUCGACGAGCUCAAGAAGCAAAUACCCGCAACCAGAGAUAAGGAGCGAGCGCCGAAGGUCGUGAUACUGCGGGAGGCGGCGGCCCUGUGCCGCAAGCUGCGAGAGGAGGACCUCGAGCGGGAGUACCUUAAAAAACAACAGAAUAAAUUGAUGACCAAACUGAAAAAAAUGCGUACGAUGCUCGCGGCACGAUACCGGCCGUAUUGAGCGGCCCGUCGGACGUCGUGGUAAAGGUUAUUGUAAGAGAGGCAGAGACUUUCGCGUCACACCGGACUCGGCACACGAGUCGUAGGAGCCGCGAAUCAUUUCCGGAUCCAUCCAUCAUCAACGGCCACGAGGACGCCGUCUCUAAUCGACAUGUCUUCGUGGCUUAGUUCAUUGCGAGCGAAGUCUUCACUAACGUGUCAUUAAAAUAUUGUUAAAGUACUAUUUGUAUCAGCUUUUACGGCUUACUCUGCUUCUCUGGGAAUGCGCGCUGCUGCAGCCGCGGCGUGACCUGCGAGUUUGUUAUGCUCAAACGACGUUCGCAGUGCCAAAGUGAGCCAUAAAGCUGUCGUUCAUGAACAUAGGUCUUCAGUAAAAUAAUCUUAAAUAGCUACAGACUGCUUAAUGAACUCAGUAGACUGGUUUUACCUCUAAAAAUAUUUUUUAAAUUUAUCAAAUAAUUUAAAAUUGACAUUAUCAGGUCGGUCGAAUCGAAUGACAUUGUUUAAUUAGUAUUGGACGAGAAGAUGUUUUUUACUGGACACAGCCCGUGCUAUGUACAUACAGACAUGUAGAGUGACGGUAGUCUUGAAUUUAUUAAGUUAGGCUGGCGGAUGUGUAUUGCUGGCUUUACAGAGAGUUCUUGAGGCGCUGGCCAUUAUAUAUGUUUUAGGCCCGGUUCGGAGGAGUUUUGUUCGUCCCGCGUCGCGGCGCGGGGUAGUGAUAUCUAUAUUGUUUUAACUUGAUAUUAUAAUUGUACACUUAGAUAAGUUCGCUUACGGUUUUUGUAGUGUUUUUUUUUUUGUUAUUUUGUAAAUUUUAACACUUUUAAUGUUUAUAUAUAUUUCGACGCGCAAUUAACUCCCGAGUCAAAGUGUCAGUGUAAUAUUUUGAAUUUUUGGUCAUGUUCAGCUAAUUACUUUCGUAUGCACCCAUAUAAAUGCAUUUUAUAACACUUAUCUAAUAAUAUUACAUGAUAUGAUAUGAUAUGAUAUGAUUAUUUUAUAAAAGCGACUGAUUUUUUUCGUAUGAUUCUGGUGAUAAGAAAAUUAUUAGUACGCGCGAUAAAGUUAAAAAAAAUGCACUAUCAUGAAUGUAAAUGUAUCAUAGUUAUUGUUUUGCUUUAGGGUUACACAGAUUUUAAUUUCAACCAUCCUAAGUUAAAUAGAUAUAGAAUUGUUUGUUUUCGUUUAUAGAGCUGAGAUCGGUUCAGAUCCUCCAGUGAAAAUAAUCUCAGUGACUAGCGUUAGAUCACACUCGUUAACACAACAGACUGUGUUUUUUGAUAACAACAUCAGGACCUACGACCACAGAUCGCCUGUUAUUUGGGCUUUAACUUAAAAAAUAACCACGAAAUAGUUCCUCAUAGUACCUACUAAUAGAAAAUUUUGCAUUUUCUUUUAUUAUUAUAUUAAUAUUUUAUUGCAGUAAGUUAGUGAUGUACUCGCGAUAGUUACGAUAGAAUUUUGAAUAAUAUUAAGCCUGGCCGGAAGUCCUCACGGGGUAUACAUAGUUUUUACAUAUAACGGCGCCGUUUUUACUUUUCUCGUCAGGCUCACUGAAGGUUGAUGUUUUAUCAAGACAUGGUCAGCAGAAUUGUAAGUUUGAAGGCUUUAAUUGUGUGCGGAAUGUGCCUUGCUAUGUACAUAUACCAUAUAUAGAUAAUAUAGGUUUAUACUCGAAUUAGUUGCAAGAAAUAUUUUUUUGUGAGAAAUAUUAUCUUAGGUAUAUAGCAUUGUUCUUAUAAGUAGUGGUGCACGACGAGGUUAGAGGUAUCGUGUUAAAGAUUCGCAGUUUAUCUUCCACUAGACGUAAAGUGUACAUAAUAGGGACUAGAUCAUAGUUAUAUGGCAACUUUUUUAUAAACUAGUUUUUUUUCUUGUGUUUAAUUUUUUUUUUCAUAACUGGAGAGUUACGAAUUCUCGAAUGUUGUACCUGCAUUUAAUUUUUUUUGUUAAACUUGACAUAAAUAAUAAAGAUAAUAAUAUUGAUUUAGUCAAAGAGCAACAUUGGCUUCAUACGGUGUUCUGAUGGAAAAAAAUAGUUUUUACAUAAAAGUCAGUAAGUUAAUGGUUUAUUGGUAAGAAAUGACAGCUUUAUAUUGGAUAGACAGAUCGAGGUAAUAAAGGCAAAAAGCAAUGCACUUUAUUUGUGACAAGGCACAUUUCCACCACUGCCAAAUGGAAAAUAUGAAUAGAGAAUUUUUUUACAUAGCAACUUGGUUUGUAUAUUAUAUAAAUAAGGUUGGGAUGAAUAAGUCAUGUUAUAGAUUAAUUUUUAUUACUUUUUCUUUGCAUAGUAUCCGUUUGUAAGAAAUAACAUCUAACCGUCGUUCGGGCUGGGGGUCGUUCGAUGUAAUUUUUUUAAUAUAAUAUCGAUGUAUCGAUAUGACGGGAGUUGAUGGGAGGCCCGUCACUCGAGCGACGGUUGCGUGUACGCCGCUACAGAGAAUGCAGGAUGCAAAAUAGAUUCCGCCUAACAUUAAUGUUGCACUUUGCAAUCUUUGAAGCGGCGUUUAAAAUUACGAUAACAUGUGCACUUACCACUGAGGUUUUUUUUGGAUACUAUUAUUAUGAGGAGAAAAGUUUUUGGUUUUUGUUCCUUAAUUAUGUGUAUCGAAAACAUUAAGAUUAUCAAUAAAUAUGAAAAUAAAGUAUGAAGUCGGACUCUGCAGUGCUCGGAAACGGAUUUAGAUUGUGACUUUUAUACUUUUGGUAUAUAACUUGGGAGGAGGCGACAUUCGCUUCGGAUUCUGUGAUUUAUUUGUACCUGUGUGGUACUCGUGGGAUUCUGUUUUCCUCGCUCUGCUUAGUCCGGCUGGAAAAAAUA